Molecule: messenger RNA, 382 nt
Organism: Heterobasidion irregulare TC 32-1
Lineage: Eukaryota; Fungi; Basidiomycota; Agaricomycetes; Russulales; Bondarzewiaceae
Exons: 5
Coding region: 15-251 (78 amino acids)
Biological process (GO): regulation of proteolysis; modification-dependent protein catabolic process; protein neddylation
Cellular component (GO): nucleus; cytoplasm
Molecular function (GO): ubiquitin protein ligase binding; protein tag activity
Source: RefSeq, a predicted model, not a curated record
UACCAACAAAAACCAUGUUGAUCAAAGUAAAGACGCUAACAGGGAAAGAGAUCGAACUUGACAUCGAUCCUGAUGAUAAGAUCACUCGAAUCAAGGAGAAAGUCGAGGAGCAGUCGGGUGUGCCACCGCCUCAGCAGCGUUUGAUCUUCGGAGGGAGGCAAAUGCCCGACGAUAAGACUGCCAAAGAUUUCAACAUCACGGCAGGAGCUGUCUUACAUCUCGUCCUUGCCCUUCGUGGUGGCCAAGCAUAGUGAUUCAUCAGCUCCCGAGCUGCGCGAUAGGGUUGUUUUGAUAGGAAGAAGUCCAAGCAUAAGGGUGUGUGUAGAGUUACAGUACAUUGCCCGUACGUUGUUAGAUAUGAUCCAAUCCGCUAUGACUUUCU